AUGCGGCGCGCCCGGCGGCUGGACCGGGCGACGGCGCGGAUGGCGGACUCGCAGCCGUUAUGCGUGGCGGAGAGGCGCAGAGGCCACUGUGCCGUGGUGGACGGAAACUUCCUCUACGUGUGGGGGGGCUACGUGUCUAUUGAAGACAAUGAAGUAUAUUUGCCUAAUGAUGAAAUUUGGACCUAUGAUAUUGAUAGUGCAUUAUGGACCAUGCACCUCAUGGAAGGAGAACUGCCUACCUCCAUGUCAGGAAGUUGUGGUGCUUGCAUUAAUGGAAAGCUGUACGUUUUUGGAGGAUAUGAUGACAAAGGAUACAGCAAUCGACUUUAUUUUGUUAAUUUGCGAACAAGAGAUGGAACCUACGUUUGGGAAAAAAUCACCAGUUUUGAAGGACAACCACCCACACCACGUGAUAAACUUUCUUGCUGGGUAUAUAAAGACAGAUUAAUAUAUUUUGGUGGCUAUGGGUGUAGGAGACACAAUGAACUCCAAGACUGUUUUGAUGUUCAUGAUGCAUCUUGGGAAGAACAGAUAUUCUGGGGAUGGCAUAAUGAUGUUCAUGUAUUUGAUACAAAGACACAGAAUUGGUUUCAACCAGAAAUUAAAGGUGGAGUUCCUCCACAGCCCCGAGCCGCACACACGUGUGCCAUUCUUGGAAAUAAGGGCUAUAUCUUUGGCGGACGUGUUUUGCAAACUAGGAUGAAUGAUUUGCACUAUCUGAACUUAGAUACCUGGACUUGGUCUGGAAGGAUUCCUGUUAAUGGAGAAAACCCCAAACAUCGGUCAUGGCAUACUUUAACCCCAAUAGCUGAUGAUAAACUUUUUCUAUUUGGUGGACUAAGUGCAGACAAUAUUCCAUUAAGUGACGGUUGGAUUUAUAAUGUCAUAACAAAUGGUUGGAAACAACUUACACACUUACCUAAAACAAGACCCAGGUUAUGGCAUACAGCCUGUUUGGGAAAAGAAAAUGAAAUAAUGGUAUUUGGUGGGAGCAAAGAUGAUUUACUUUCCUUGGAUACAGGCCACUGUAAUGAUUUAUUGAUCUUUCAAACACAGCCUUAUUCACUAUUCAGGUCAUGCCUUGACUGCAUUGGCAAAAAUGCUUUAAUUUUAGAAAGUCAGAUAUCUUUAUUACCUCCUAAACUUCUGCAACAAGUAGUCAAAAAAAUAACAUUUUGGACUGCAGCAAAUCACUGAGAAGAACAAAGAGCCCAAAAAGAAGAAACCGAAAAUAAGUAUCAGUGGAUCACUAGCAAUUAAAUUUGUUAUAUACUCUAUAUAUUUAACAUGUGUAAACAUUUUAAUCAGACUGUAUAUUUACCCCCCAAAUUGGAGGCUUUAUUUAGAAGAUAAAAUCUAAAGCAAAAAUGCUAUGUUAAAGUGAUUAUAUGUCAUGGAAUAUAUGGGAAUAAGAUAUGAAUGGAAAAUUAAUUUAUAUUUAUAUUUGUAAACUAAUUUCCUAAUAAGCUGUAGGAAGAAAUAUACUUUCUGAAAGUAAGUACAGUUGUAAGAGAUUUUUAACUCACUGUGUACUCUUUACUGGAAAGUUUAUAUGAUUUUGACAAGAAUGAGAUAAUAACCCAAGGACUGUAGAAAUCCCCCAACAUAAUAAUAGAUAGAUAGAUAAAAACACUAUACAUCAACUUUCAGAAAGAAUGGAUUUUCUCAAGCCACUUUAAAAUUAUCUACAGCUUCCAAAAAAAAAUUAUCUACAGCUUCUCAUUAAAUAACCUAGUUAUUGAAAAACAUCUCCCUGAAUAACUGAUCCAUCUGGGCAAAAUGAUAAAAUGGGCAAACACUAGUAUGUGUUCAGUACUGGCCUCCUGCCCUUCAGUGCUUACCUAGCAAAGUCUCUCGUUAAACAUCACCAUAACUUUUCCACACCUUUACUUGAGGAGCAGAAUAAAUGUCUUCAACUGUCUCUCCAUUACCCUUAAGUCAUUAAUUUGUCCAAAUUGGUAGAUAUAAAGACCAUGUUUUAAAAUAUCUAAAGUGGAGGUUUACUUAUCAUACAGACUUUGAAAUAUUGAGAAGCAAUAGAUAUAUUAACUUUCCAGACACAUUAAAAUACAUUGUUGCCUUGGAAGAAUUCUCCUAAAGUAGUUUCUGUAAGUAAUGAAAUGAGAUGGUCACCUAAUAAUUUGCCUGCAUAGAAACCCUGCUAUUUGGCCCACACCAUCCUACAGAGCUGGUCCUCAAAGACCCACCGUAUUGGAAAUAUGUUCUCUUUCUUUUGACUGUCAGUAUUAACUGCUUCUAUGGAAAUGGCCCACUGUCUUUGUCUUUAUAUUCCUUCAACCAGUACUUUUGCCAUAAUUAAGAAAUUACUCAUAUUA
Molecule: messenger RNA, 2336 nt
Organism: Neogale vison (American mink)
Lineage: Eukaryota; Metazoa; Chordata; Mammalia; Carnivora; Mustelidae
Gene: KLHDC1
Product: kelch domain containing 1
Exons: 13
Coding region: 1-1197 (398 amino acids)
Molecular function (GO): protein binding
Source: RefSeq, a predicted model, not a curated record